AGAGAGGGCUUCCGGCAAUGUGACAUAUUAUCUAGUAAGCGCUUCCAACUCUUUUACAAUUUUUCUUUCAAUUCAUCACACGGCUUUGCUUUUGUGUCCCGGAACUUGCGUGCACUAAGGCUUUUCUCUUACGAAAAUGCAUACCAUAACGCGUCACGCCGUGGCCCCCAGCGCCACGGGAGCGCAUAGACGCAGUCAACAGCAACAGGCGACGCUGCUGGCGUGCUCGACGAGUCAGGUUCAGGCUCGGCAGCUGCAGCUGCAGCAGAGUUCGCACCAGCAUGCAGUAGCCGUCUCUCGGGGAGUUCCGGAGGCAGGAGCGGCCGCUCGUCGCAGCGUCUCGACGUGCUCGCUGCCCUCAAGCUUGGAUGCGCCGUGCGCCCAGGUCACUUGCGCCGUGAAGUUCUAUCACCUGAGCGAAACAAAUGACUUCAAGGACUUCGCAUCUAUCGUGACGCCAGACGUCAAGUGGCGGCAGCGUGGGCUGCUGCAGGGCAAGUUGACGCUCUCAGGCGCGGAGCCCGUGCACGCGGCGCUGCUUGACCUGCACAACGCAUACCAGGACCUGACGUUUACCGUAAACACGUAUGCGGAGGAGGAGGGGCGCGUGGCACUGUUCUGGACGGCUGAGGGCAUCAACCGCGUGGGCAUGUUCGGCAGGCCCGCCUCCUUCAAGCGCAGCACCUUCUCGGGCAUCAGCAUGGUCACGCUGGACAAGGAGGGCCGGAUCGCGGAGGUAAUUGAGUACCGCCAGCCCACGCACGAGGAGAUGGAGGCGCACCUGCGGCGUGAUCUACCUGGCCAGCAGCAGGCCAACAUCGAGCGCUUGAUUGCGCGCGGCCACCAGACGCCCACCACCAACACCAGCGCGCCUGCAGCGGGCAGCAGCUUCUGCCAGAUCCCCGCGUCGCGCUCGGUGGACCCCAUGUGGCGCGUGCGGGCGGUGCAAGCGGCGACAGAGUGGGUGGAGAACUGGACGCCGGGUCCGGACCUGGAGAGCAUGGUGCGCGCGGACAUGGAGGAAUUCAACAUCUACAGCUGGCCGGACUUCGAGCAGGACGUGGUGGGCGUGGACGCGCUGGAGGAGCGCCGCAGCCGCAGCACGCAGGACGCCGUGGUGAUCCGGGAAACCAUUGCGGACUCCACCACCAACAUUGUGGCCGUGCACUGGUUCGACUUCGAGCCUGAGGAGCGCGCCAAGCCGGCCUGGUCUUCCACCGCCGCCGCCUCAGCGGCAGCGGCGGCCGCCGCCGCUGCGACGUCGCCGCUGCCUGACAAGGCCAUCCCUCGCGAGCAGCCUACGCUGCAUCCGCAGCACGGUAGCGUGGAGAUGACUAAGAACGGGAACCUGCGCGUUCACCUGUCGCCCACGUCGUCCAUGCGGCGCUCGCUAGGCAGCGAGGACGAGGGGGGCGUUACCUUCGGCGCGGUGGGCCCAACCGGCCGUAUGCACAAGUAUCGCGGCGUCACGCUGUUCAGUCUGGAUGAGGACUGCAAGCUGGCGUGGCAGGUGACCUUCCGCGAGCUCAAGACGUCAGAGCUGAAUACCUACAUGUUGGGGUCGGCGAGGCAGACCGCGUCGGCGACCGCAGCGGGGCAGCAGCGGUAGGCUCGUCGCUGUGAAGCGGAGCGGCGUGGGACGGGGUUUGGCACGUUUAGGAGCUGAACAUGGCGCCUGGACAUACCCCAGGGGUGCCCCUGACAUACCCAUUUGCAGCUGGCUGCAAUGUGCGGCAGCAGGCAGGAGGUGCGAUGUGUAACCAUUUCGUGAUUUAGGGCUGCAAGAUCGAGUGCACAGAGUGUGAUGUCUGGGGCUGAGCAAGGAGCAUCGUGGUUGCACGGGAGGCUGUCCGUGCGGUGGACGCGUGUAUUUGGUAUUGAGAGGUUGCGGGUGUGGAUCAUUCGGCGGCCAUGACGGCUUUGAAGUACCCCUCUCGUUGGGUUGGGGGGCAGCAACCGUCGGUUUUGUUCCGUGACGGCAUGGUUGACAUGAACGUCGGUUUUGUUUGCACUGCUUCCCCACGAAGCAUGGUGGCACCAGGCCAAAGCAACUCAGACUGCAGCAUGCGAGUUUUGACGGCGUGCACCUGUAACGUGUCUGACUG
Chlamydomonas reinhardtii is the source of this 2105-nucleotide messenger RNA. RefSeq lists its product as uncharacterized. The transcript has 7 exons. The record is from RefSeq and is a predicted model, not a curated record. Bases 137 to 1609 code for a protein of 490 amino acids. NCBI's taxonomy places the organism in Eukaryota, Viridiplantae, Chlorophyta, Chlorophyceae, Chlamydomonadales, Chlamydomonadaceae.